This is a messenger RNA of Trichomonas vaginalis G3, 813 nucleotides long. Its product is annotated as GTPase activator protein. The coding region runs from base 1 to 813 and encodes 270 amino acids. Gene Ontology annotation, molecular function: GTPase activator activity. The record is from RefSeq and is a predicted model, not a curated record. Gene Ontology annotation, cellular component: cytoplasm. The transcript has a single exon. Gene Ontology annotation, biological process: small GTPase-mediated signal transduction. NCBI's taxonomy places the organism in Eukaryota, Parabasalia, Trichomonadida, Trichomonadidae.
AUGUCAGAAGCACCAAAUCCACACUUCUUUUCUCGCUCGGUCGAAGACUUUGGUGGGAAAAUAUCUUUUAUUAUCACUGAUUUAAUUGAAGAGUUGCAACAUAGAAAUGCCAAGUCGAAUUCCGGUAUUUUCAGAUUAAAUGGUGGCAACAAGAAACAAACAGAAAUUUCGCAGUUACUUGACAAUGGAAGAAUUAAAGAAUACAAUCAAAUGUGGGAUAAUAACACAGUUGCUUGCACACUUAAAAAGCAUUUUCGUGAUAUGACAGAAAGGGGUGAUCCUCUGUUUCCGAAUAUUGUAUUCGAUAAACUCUCCCCUCUUAUAGCAUCUAAUAAGAUAGAUAAUGACCAAUUCAUUGCAGAAACUCAAAAGGUCUUUGCAACCUUUAGCCCACCAAGAUAUUACUCAAUUGUUCAUUUUAUCAAGUACUUAGUAGAAGUUGCAGACGAAUCAGAAUCAAACAAGAUGACCCCAUCUAAUCUUGCAAUUUGUAUUUCGCCAAACAUUUUCACAACACCUAACCUUAAUAACAAGGAAAUAUUAGCUCUUAAUGACUCCCAGAAUAAAAUUUUUGCCAAGAUGAUUGAACUUGGCCAUCAACUCUUUGAUUCCGUAAAAGUUCCAAAAGAAUUAAUCUUAGAGGAUAAUGAAAUACCAAAGCUUUUAGCUAGAACAAUGGAUUCCAAAGAAAGUAAAUCUUUUCUUGAUUGGCGCCAGAUGCGUAGGAAAUCUUUAAUCCCAUUUGUUCCUAUAGAUCUUGCUACAGUCCCUGGCUUCGAAAUCCCAUCUACUCCAUAUCAACCAAAGAAAUAA